This is a messenger RNA of Lolium perenne, 1170 nucleotides long. RefSeq names its product jacalin-related lectin 23. Lineage: Eukaryota; Viridiplantae; Streptophyta; Magnoliopsida; Poales; Poaceae. The record is from RefSeq and is a predicted model, not a curated record. Gene Ontology annotation, molecular function: carbohydrate binding.
UCAAUCCACAUCCAUUUCCACAGACAAAAACACAUACCAUCAAGAAACCCAUCCACAUCUCUCCUAUAGAAGCGGAACCUAGCUUAGCCAUGGCAAACCCUGCCUAUUUCACUAGUGCUCCGGUUACCCAAGAGAUCCCGCAGACUGAGCUUAACUUUCACUUGUACAUGUACCAGUGGAUGGAAGGGACACCGAGUGGUAACGAGAAACGUGCAGUGGCAGUAGGGGGUCGCAAUGCAUUUGGAAGCAUCUAUGCCAAUGACUGGACCAUGUAUGAUGGUCCUGACCCAAACGCGAACCUUGUCGCGCGUGUUCAGGGUGUGCAUACUAACUGCGACAUGGUCCUUCCCGACUCAUGGUUAGUCUGUGCCAGCAUAGUGUUCGUGGAUCAAAGGUUUAAGGGAUCUACCCUGAAGGUGGUCGGAAACUACGGAGGUGGAGGUGUGGAUGAAUGGGCGAUCGUAGGCGGGACCGGAGAGUUUGGAUUUGCACAAGGUGUUGGCACCUUCAAAAAAUUCAAAGAGAUGGACGGGAACGGGAACAUUAGGGAGUUCAACAUCCGUGUUCGGCACCCCACUCCAGUGCUCGCUCCUGCCAAAAAGGUUGGGCCAUUCGGUGGGGACGCAGGGAGAGAUUUCGACAUCCCCGAGCAGGCUCAGCGUGUGGAGAGCGUGACAAUUCGCAGUGGCAGCGUCAUUGAUUCAAUUGCAUUUUCUUACGUUGACAAAGUUGGGAAGAAGCAAACUGCUGGUCCAUGGGGUGGUAAUGGAGGGAACGAGGAAACGAUCACCUUUGCUCCUACGGAGACUCUGAAGAAAGUUUACGGAACUACCGGCACCUUCAGAGAAAACAUUGUUGUUACAUCACUUACCUUUAUCACCGAUCUCAAGGCAUAUCCAACUUUUGGAAAUGCACUCGGUGGUACUGCUUUCAUCAUACCGGAGAAGGAAGCGAGCGUUCUCGGCUUCUUUGGCCGUGCUGGAUUGUGGCUCGACGCAAUCGGUGCUUAUUACGCUGCAAAUUAGUACAAGUUCCUUUUCCACGGAUGUAGCUGCGUUCAAGUAUUAUUCCACAAAUAAAAUGGACACUUGUUGUCCUCAUCACAUGGAGUCUGUGAUUUUGUUGUAACCAACCAUUUUGUUAAAUGUAAGUGUGGCCCCUUUUGCUUAA